Messenger RNA from Sclerotinia borealis F-4128, 1581 nucleotides. The record is from the annotation of a GenBank genome assembly. Lineage: Eukaryota; Fungi; Ascomycota; Leotiomycetes; Helotiales; Sclerotiniaceae.
AUGACAGGACCCUCAACACCCGGUCAAGAAGGACCCUCCUUCGCACCUCCACCUCUACCCUCAGGAUGGAUCGCCCAGUGGGACGGCAACUCCAAGAAAUACUAUUUUGUCCAGCUAAGCACCGGUGCUUCACAGUGGGAUACACCUAUCCACGCAGCGCCCACCGGACCAACACCACAAGCGACGCCGCAGGGCACCGAACAUCCUUAUGGAUUACCCGGGGAGAAUGGGGGACAACAACAACAACAAUUUGGAAAUAAUGCCCAUGCACAUGGACAGGCGGCAGAGAUGGGCGGUGAUGGAACGAGGGGAUUUGGAGGGGAGAAUGCGGGGGGUGAUGGGGAGAGGGGUAUUGGGUCCUUCGUCACAAACCAAUACUUAAAGAAACAAACCGGUGGAAUCCUCGGCGGAAGCAGCAGUAGCUCCAAUCAACAAAGUGGCCUGGGAGGUCUGGGUGGACUCGCCAGUUCAUUCCUCGGAGGUUCUUCCGGAUCAAGUCAUAGCAACAAUAAUAAUAAUUCGCAUUCGACCAGUGGAAGUGGUGGAUCAUCGGGUAUCGCAGGUGCGUUGAUGGGUAGUUUGUUGGGCGGCGGAAAGAAAUCGGAUAGUGCGCAAACGCAUAAUCAGACGGGUCAACAUAGUCAGGGUGGUGUUAGUGGGUUGAUGGGUAGUUUUUUGGGUGGUGGAAGUAAACCGGAUACUGCGCAAACGCAUAAUCAGACGGGUCAACAUGCUCAGAGUGGUGUUAGUGGGUUGAUGGGUAGUUUUUUGGGUGGUGGAAGUAAACCCGACUCUGCGCAAACGCAGAAUCAGAAUCAUUCGGGUUCGCAGACUGGUCAACAUAGUCAGAGUGGUGGUGGUGGGUUGAUGGGAAGUUUGGGGGGAGUGUUCGGCGGACAUCAAAGUCAAUCUCAGGGUGGAAACUUUGGGUAUUCAAACAACAGCAGUGCAAGUCAAGGAGGCUAUUCUGGUGCAGCUCCUCCAAGUUCUUAUCAACCUGGUGGCGCAAGCCAGACCUCAUAUAGCUCUCCAGCUCCAGCUCCCGCACAGUCAUAUGGUCAGGGAUCUACACAUACACCUUCGUCGCAGUCCUAUUCCCAAGGACACACACCUUCAUAUUCUCAAGGAUCUGCAUCAUCCCAUGAAUACAAUCCACAAAACCCAUCUCAUGGUUUGCCGUCUCAGCAACAGUAUGGUACAACUGGCCAACAAUCGCAAUACGGUGCUCCUCAGCAUCAGUCUUCAUUCGGAAAUGCACCACAGUCACAACAUAGUCAAUACCCAGGACCACCAGGUUAUGGAUCUGGCCCAAGUUCCCCAGGUGGAUAUGGUGGUGCACCUCAACAGCAACAACACCAAGGACAUCAGCAACAUCAACAGCAGCAGCAACACCAAUAUGGUGGUGGCCCGCCUAAUUCAAAGAUGUCAGGGGAGAUGUACGGUGGUGGAGCACCUCCUGUGCCACAUGGAAGUCACCCUCACCAUAAUCAACAACAUCAGCAACAUGGUUCGCAAGGUGGUUCAUCUGGUAGUUACCCUUCAGCUCCUUCCAGUGGCUAUCCUGCUCAGCCAGGAUGGUAG